This is a messenger RNA of Opisthorchis viverrini, 2088 nucleotides long. RefSeq lists its product as hypothetical. The transcript is spliced from 10 exons. The record is from RefSeq and is a predicted model, not a curated record. Lineage: Eukaryota; Metazoa; Platyhelminthes; Trematoda; Opisthorchiida; Opisthorchiidae. The annotation marks the transcript as partial.
AAAAAUAAGCAUAUCGCGACCAAAACUGAACGAUAACGCCAAGCAGAGGUGGAACUCAUUUCCCUACCCUCUUCAGACAGCGGCGAAUAGUAUACAAAGUAGUACACACUCUAGAAGCAAAGAAAACGCUUCAAAUAAAUUAAAGAUACAGGUAGACGGGGUGAAAUGUUCGGUGUACCACGAGCACAUGAUGGCCACUGACACAUUGAAAAACGAACACCACGAUAAGGUGACAGAUGUAGGGAUGCAAAAUCCCUCCACUUUUUGUUCAACCUUCUCAUUAAUGAAACGAUAUAACGGGGAUAGAUGGUCAAAGUGGUUGGAGCGCGAAAUUGCUGACCGGAAGGUCCGUGGUUCGAACCCGACCUCUUCCUCUCGACUUCCUCUGUCUAGGUUUGGGCAACCUGGCACAGGGCUGGCAAACGAAAACAGGCUACUGCUGACGCCUCCCUUCUUUCUCUUUCACAUACUUUUUCUUCCCCCUCUAUACAACCCACUAUUAACAUCACUUAAAACAAAUGACUCCGUUUUUCCUGCGUCGGUUUUGCAAGCAACAUCUGCGCGUCAUCCAGCGCCGACAUCCUCAGACAUCUCGAAAUCAAACUUCAAGGUUCGACGCCCUGUCUAUCUGGUCGCCUUCAAUGUGCGCACUCUGAAGCAAGCAAGACAACAAGCUGCCACUGCUCUCACCUACGGAAGUGAAGCAUCAGUGCUGAACACCAAUGUCGUGCUGUCCAUGAUGAUAAUGAUGACACUUCGUCAAUCCUUAGGCCCUUCAUUAUUUGGCAUUGAGAGAUCUGUGUGUGGUAUCUUAAUCUCGUUAUCCAAAUCACCAUUAUCGUCAUUGUGCCUGUCGAGUUCUGGAAGGUUUUCUACCAUCUCAACGAGACCCUGGCGGGCUACAGAGACGCGUAAGAAACAUGUGGAGUUACAGCAGAAUAAGAACAGCUCAACUGGGUGGCAACGCUCCAGUCUCAAAGAAGAUGGUAUCAUUCUCACAUUGAGUGUUGAUCCGGGCUUUAUAUGUGCGGGUGUCUAUUCGCAUUUUGCAGAUGAAGAUGACAACUCAACUGCUGGUAUGAAGUUGACAAACAAUGUACCAAUCCCAGCAAAUAAACGAAAGACCAGCAAAUUGAAACCAAACUGUCAAGCGAAGAAAAAGCUCAUAUCUGUCUACCUGUAUAUGGCGAAUAAAAACAAAACAACAAAUACAACAAUAGUCUUUACACUGCACACCUCAACCGUAUCGAGAAUUUCGGACGGAAUUGCAACCACAGUCUGGUCUGGCACACAAAAAUCAAUGAAGCGACGAGGUCAGAUCAGCGUAUCUGCACCAUUGGAUGAGUUACAGCAGAAUUGUCAAGCUCCGUGGUUCGAACUAACCUCUGCCUAUCGACUUCCCCUGUGUAGGCUAAGGCAACCUGACAGUGUCCCAGCCCUCGUGCCUUCUUCGGGUGGCAUGGCAGCUAGGCACCGAAAGGGUGAUACAGCUACAGUGGUUACAAAACACGAAACAGCUAGAGGAACAGAAAAAACGCACCAAUAUUGCGAAGUUAUUGUUUUACAAAACACGGAGAAGUCAUUUGGUCCAGUUGGAAUACUCUUUCGGUGCUUGAGUGCCAUGCCACCCAAAGUAAGCACAAUAGUCGAGAUGCUGUCAGGCUGCCGAAGCCUAGACAACAGUAAUCGGGAUACAGAUGUCGGAUUCGAACUACGGAGCGGUUUGGCUCCAGAACUUCAACGAGACAUGCCAUCGCCACCGACUAGCGGAAUACCAUUCUGGGUAGAGGGAUGCAGCGAUGAUCCUACUACUUGCUACCGUGCAGUCGCAUCCGGCUGUAGAGAAAAUCGUUCAGCUGUAGUACCCUUUUGGUGCCUAACUGCCAUGCCACCAGAAGGAAGCACGAGGGCUGGGAUACUACCAGGUUGUCCAAGCCUAGACAGGGACCCAGGCCUGUACAUGAAAUGGGAGUGCAUUCCCGUAAAAAAAGCGAGACUCUGUACUCGUACCAACUUUGGGAGUUCACGACCAUGCCACUUCACUACUGAGACUAGCUCAUCAAUGCAGAGUAAUCUGGUCAGUAGGUA